AUGUUUGGCUUUUUACUUGUUUUUGUUCUCACUUUGGAAUACUUCAAUGCACAAUUCUUUGAAGCAGAAGCUCCAUGGCAAUUUGCAGGGUUCGCUGCUAUCAACAUUCCCGCAUCAGACAGCAAUGAGAUCAGCUCUUUUCUUCCGUCUUAUUCACCAUUUCAACAGCAACUACAGUUCCAGCAACUUCAACAAUCUAGAAAUCUUCUCAGUUUGCAACAGCAACAGCAACAACAACAGCAAAACCAGGCACUAAUCUCAUCUCCACACAACCCAACACUUCUUCCAGAUGUGAUUGCUAUUCCAAAACGUGAGACCGGAAAUUCUUUGAACUUUUUAAAAACUGAAAAAGUUGAAAACGAAAAAGAACGACAACAUGGAGAGAUAUCAACUUUUUCCGCAGGUGGCUCAACUUUGCAGCAUGCGACUUAUUUGAGCCUCGUAAACGAUAAAGAAAAUUUUCAAGCAUCAGGUUGCGGGUGGGAUCUGAUAAGACUCCAGUGUCACGAUCUGUUUGGGCUAUGUAAGGGAGGAUGCAGAGAUUUCGCAAUAGCAAUUAACUCUCCGAUUCACGAUUGCAGGUGUAUUCCAUUUGGAUAUUUGGCACUAGUGAAGUUGGCUGGGAAGUGA
Messenger RNA from Caenorhabditis elegans, 630 nucleotides. RefSeq names its product DB domain-containing protein (gene pugs-3). Lineage: Eukaryota; Metazoa; Nematoda; Chromadorea; Rhabditida; Rhabditidae. The coding region runs from base 1 to 630 and encodes 209 amino acids. The record is from RefSeq and is marked reviewed. The transcript has 5 exons.